ACUCGAGUAAAUUCGUUCAGAUCCUCUAGUCUGUUUCUGCUAGCUCUGGUCACCAUGGCGUCCCUAGACCCGUUCUUCCACCUGACCAGCCUUCCCUACGCCAUUCUCCGCCCGCCGAAGCUCCGUCUAAAGCUCCCAACUUUCUCUUUCCCCCAUCCUAUGGUCGUCUACAGCUUCGUUAUCUUCAGCUAUUUCCUCGUCGUUUCCGGAAUCGUCUUCGAUGUUAUUGUCGAACCUCCCGGCAUCGGCGGCCAUCAGGACGAGGCGACAGGGAAAUUCGUUCCCGAGGUUAUUAUGGCGGGAAGACUUAACCAGCAGUAUAUUAUUGAGGGUCUUUCGUCCGGAUUCAUGCUCGUGCUGGGAGGCCUUGGGAUUGUCCUGAUCGACUGGGCUUGCGACAAGCUGCAAACGAAGAACAUGCGGUUGGUUUAUCUGGGCACCGGGCUGUCCAUGGUGGUUAUCAGCUACACCAUGAGCAUGGUGUUCCUGCGGAUCAAGAUGCCUGGCUAUCUCCACUAAAUCUCCCUGUGAAGAAUCCUGGUGUUUCUGUUCCCACUGGUGGCUGAGCAGCACAUGCGUAUGGUUGCUACAGGAUGUUUGCCAAGAUGUGGGUUUCUGCAGUUUCAGCUUACCUGCACAUUUGGCCUGAAUGAUUGCAACUAACCAUUGUGCAAAAUGCAGUAGAAUUUGCAAUUUCGUGGCAGAGCACCCUUGUGCAGUCCAAACUCACUCUAUAACGGUGCUCAAUGCUCAUCCCAUGCAUGUUCUAGAGCUCAAGAUAUGCCGUGAAGGCAGAAACAUUCCUCCUGACCUGACAUUUGUGCUCAGU
Molecule: messenger RNA, 829 nt
Organism: Closterium sp. NIES-67
Lineage: Eukaryota; Viridiplantae; Streptophyta; Zygnematophyceae; Desmidiales; Closteriaceae
Source: the annotation of a GenBank genome assembly